CUGUCAGGGAAGCAGGGGGAGUGACACGGCAUCAUGGGGGACGGCCGAACUAUGCGGUAGGAGAACCACGGCGCCAUCGUCACUACGCCCUCAGCCUCCCUAUCGGCUUGAGGAGGAGUGGGUUUGAUCUAGAGAUGGAUUUCUAGGUCUGACUUUUCUCAAAGCAGUCACUCUUCCCAGCUUCCUGGCUCGUUACCCCAGGAAAAGAAAGUGUCAAUGGAGUCAGAGGGAUUGGAAGCCACUGGAAUGCCAGCGGGAAGAGAGCCUCAGGAGCACCAAAAGAUAUUAGCACCAGACAAGAAGGAGGGGGAGGGAAACACCAAAGAAGCCGGAAAGCCAUCAGAAGAAACUCAACAAGAAACGACUCUGACCCUAGAUGAAGAGGAAGAGGAGAACGAAGACGCUAUCAAAGCAACUGGAAUGCCAUCCGGACGAGACCCUCUAGCGCAUCAGGAGAUGUUGGCACCACGUGAAGAGGAGGAAGGGUCAGUUAAAGCAGCUGGAAUGCCAUCUGGAAGAGAGCCUCGGGAGCAUCAAAAAAUGUUGGCGCCCCAUGAACGCAAAGAACAGGAGGGGUCGGUUAAAGCAGCUGGAAUGCCAUCUGGAAGGGAGCCUCGAGAGCAUCAAAAAAUGUUGGCGCCACAUAAUCGCAGAGAAGAGGAGGGGUCGGUUAAAGCAGCCGGAAUGCCAUCCGGAAGAGAACCUCGGGAGCAUCAAAAAAUGUGUGCCCCAUAUGAACAUAAAGAAGCGGAGGGGUCAGUUAAAGCAGCCGGAAUGCCAUCUGGAAGAGAGCUUCAGGAGUAUCAUCAAAUGUUGGCGUCAGAUGAGCAUAAGGGUGAGACCCUUGUCAAAACAGCUGUAAAACCAUUAGUAGAAGCUCGGCACCAGCAGAGGAUGUCACAGGCCCCAUUUUGGCAAGAGUAUGAGGAGACUUCAACCAAAGCAACUGGGAUGUCAUCGGAAGGAGAAGCUCAGCGGCAGCAGAGGAUGUCCCAGGCACCCUUUUGGCAAGACUAUGGUGAGACUUCGACCAAAGCAGCUGAGAAGUCAUCAGAAGGGGAGGCUCAGCGACAACAGAGAAUGUCACAUGCACCAUUUUGGCAAGAGUAUGAGGAGACUUCAACCAAAGCAGCUGGGAAGUCAUCAGAAGGAGAAGCUCAGCGGCAGCAGAGGAUGUCCCGGGCACCCUUUUGGCAAGACUACGAUGAGACUUCGACCAAAGCAGCUGGGAAGUCCUCAGAAGGAGAAGCUCAGCGACAGCAGAGGAUGUCACAGGCACCAUUCUGGCAAGACUAUGGUGAGCCUUCGACCGAAGUAGCCGGGAAAUCCUCAGAAGUUCGGCAGCCGCACAAAAUGGACAAGCCUGAGAGAGAGGAGGGUGUCAAAGCCGCUGGUAAACCUUCAGGUGAAAUAGCCCACUUGCAGCAGAAGAUGUUGGCCACGGGCAUGUAUGAGGAGGAUCAAGAGGGCUACAUUAAAGCAGCUGGGAAACCGUCUGGGGAAGUUUCUCGACUACAACAGAAAAUGCUACGGCCGGAUGGACUCGAUAGAGGGGAGGAAGGAUACGUUAAAGCAGCUGGAAAGCCAUCAGGGGGCGUCGCUCGACCUCAGAAAAAGAUGUUGCGACCCGAUGCCUCUGACGAAGAGGAGGAAGGAUAUGUCGCAGCAGCUGGGAAGCCAUCCGGGGAUGUAGCUCAACUACAGCAAAAGAUGUCUCCGCCGAAUGACAGUGAGGAAGAAGAUGAUGAAGCUGAUUCUGUGAAAGCAGCUGGAAAGCCAUCUGGGGAAGUGGCUCAACUACAGCAGCUGUCAGCACCCACUGGGCGUGGGGAUGGAGAAGGGGGCUCGGUCAGAGCAGCUGGGUUAACGUCAGGAGGAAAACCUUAGCUAAAACCAGAAAGUGGCAGCAUCAACGUGGAACAUCACUAAAGCAUUUGAAAGAGAAAAAUGGUAAUAGAUUAAGAACCUCCACACUUUGCUGAAUGUCGCCCUUUCUGUCCUCCAUUUAAGAAAAAAAAGGUUAAGAAUAAUCUUAACAUGACACACAAAAUGUGUAUCAUAGGUGUUAGAUUGGAAUUAGGUGUUAGAUGGAAUUGUGCUAAUUAUUUUAUGACCGUUUUAGUAGUAGAGUGAUUGCUUCUGAGGCACUAACUCAUAGGUCAGCUUUAGUGACUGGAAAGUGAACACUGAACUGGAAAUCAGGAGAUAGGGAUACUUUUCUGGUUACCGCUGACCUACCUGCUGUUCGAAUUAGGGCAAUUCGUUUAACUUUCUUUGUGCCUCCACAUCCCAGCCUUAAAGAUUACAUAACAAAUGUACGCCCCCUUGCUUAUCGCAUGGUGACACUCCAAGGCCAAGUGAGGUAUCACGUGAAAUUAUGUGGAUUUAUUAGGUAACUGGUACUAUAUACAUGGCAGGUUAUUGUUAUUGUAGUCAGUGCCUUGGGGGCCUUUUGUCGUUUUCCCGUCCAGAUAGUGAGAUGUCUGUACUAAGCUUUUCCAGGUGAUCGGUAUUCUUUAUCUUACAGAAUAGUUCCCUGCCGAAUAGUGUUGGCAAGAUCUGAUGCUGUGAACACUUGACUAAAUCACUUCAGUUUGCAUUUCCUCCCUACUGCAAGUAAUAAACUUUGUCUGCUGGCAAGUUC
This is a messenger RNA of Tachyglossus aculeatus (Australian echidna), 2644 nucleotides long. Its product is annotated as neurofilament medium polypeptide-like. Bases 217 to 1887 code for a protein of 556 amino acids. The record is from RefSeq and is a predicted model, not a curated record. NCBI's taxonomy places the organism in Eukaryota, Metazoa, Chordata, Mammalia, Monotremata, Tachyglossidae. The transcript is spliced from 2 exons.